AUGGUUCUUUUACUUUUAGUGGAAACAACAUCUCAGAGGGUUUAUUCAGAAUUUCCACAUUAGACAAGUAAGAUGACCGGGAGAAGACAUAUGUACCUGGCUCUAAUCUGUGCAUUGUGCCUGAAAGUAAUCCAGGCUGUGAGAGUCGGGAAUGUGCUGAUUCAGUCGGAAUUCUAUCAGACUCAGCUUCCAAGCGCAGAGUUCGCUUUCCAGUUUGAUGAUGACGAGAUAUUUAAUGUGAAUUUUGACAAUAAAGAGGUGAGAUGGAGACUGCCGCAAUUUGGAGAGCUGGCCAGUUUUGAGGCUGCUGGUGCCUUGCAAAACAGAGCAGUGAUGACUCAAAACCUGCAGAUAUAUAUAAAGAGAUCAAACAACACGGCAGCAAAACCAGUCACUCCUAUAAUACACGUUUUCACAGAGGAACCAGUCGUCCUGAAUGAGCCCAACAAACUGACUUGUUUUGUCAAGGAAAUCUUUCCACCAGUUAUCAAGAUGAGCUGGCUGAAGAAUAAUGAGCCGGUGACGGUCGGAGUUUCAGACACUGACUAUUAUUUUGCAUCAGAUUUGACUUAUUACAAAUUCCUAUACUUGGCUACCAUCCCGGCAGAGGGCGACGUGUACACCUGCUCUGUAGAACAUGCUGGACUCCCUACUAACCCCACCAACAAGUUCUGGUUUCCUGAGGCGCCCAGUCAUCUGUCAGAGACGUCCGAGAAUGUAGUUUGUGGCCUGGGCCUAGCGGUUGGAAUAAUUGGAAUCGUUGCUGGCAUUUUUCUGAUCUUCAAAGGACUAAGGAAUAAUAAUCAAAAUAGAGGCCGCUGAUCUCCCAGCUUUUAUACUACAGCAGCGAAUCAUCACCCUACACAGAUGAUCUAACUAUCCCUAAAUGUUGCCGAAGGUCUGAUCUUCUAUAUGCAGAUUGAAGAUGUGGCUGCCCUGCUUGCCCAGGCACUAUGGAAGCCCUGUCUCUAAAUUCUACCUGCGGUUUUUUGUACGCUUCCUUUUUUGUAGGCUGUGCCAGGAUUCACGGAUACAGUACAUGGCUUGGCUUGAAAGGCUGUGUAAAAGGCGCUCUUUGAAAUUCUCUUUACAAUGUGCAUAUUGGCACGAGACACAAAAUUGAUAUUUCCUUUGUAAAUAGGUGUUUGCUUCAGUUUAAUCAUCUUACUACGGUCGGCUUCUGCACUUUCAACACUAUAAUCAUAUCACUGAUAUUUGCUAUUGAAUCAUGUAACAGCUUUGUACAACAGCAGUGCAGGAAUAUAUUACAGGAUCUGUCCAUGAAGUCAUCUAUAGGAUGUUUUUUAGGUUUAGUAGGACAUUUUAAAGUUGCCUUAAUAAAAAAUAAAAAAUAAAAUAAAAAAAAACUUUUGUAAAAG
Messenger RNA from Bufo bufo (common toad), 1379 nucleotides. Its product is annotated as mamu class II histocompatibility antigen, DR alpha chain-like. Gene Ontology annotation, cellular component: MHC class II protein complex; membrane. Bases 73 to 822 code for a protein of 249 amino acids. The transcript has 5 exons. Gene Ontology annotation, biological process: immune response; positive regulation of T cell activation; peptide antigen assembly with MHC class II protein complex. Gene Ontology annotation, molecular function: MHC class II protein complex binding. Lineage: Eukaryota; Metazoa; Chordata; Amphibia; Anura; Bufonidae. The record is from RefSeq and is a predicted model, not a curated record.